AUGGCCCUUGACGCACAGAGUAAUUGGAACGUAGAGAUGUCACAACCUCUCAAGUUGGCCAUCAGAUCUCAAAAUUCGGAGUCAGAACCAGUCCGUGAAUCAAUGGCAGAGCUUUACCGUAAAGCCCCUUCGCAAGAGAUUCUUCUCCCGCUGGAGGUCAUUUCUCACAUCCUGUCGUAUAUUCCACGUCGGGCGGAUACCCAGUCCACUUUCUACUCCUGCACGCUUGUAUCCAGAGUCUGGUAUUCUGCAUCCAUAUCCUUGUUAUACGAGCGACCGUAUCUCAGUGGCGGGAAUUUCAAUGCCUUCGUCACAACAGUUUGCCCCUCCAAAAAUGCACACAUACGGCAAUCCGCACUUGCUCCCCUGGUCCGCCGGCUUGAUAUGGGAGAAUUGGUGCAUAAUAGUUCUAGGAGCUUGACUGCACGAUUACUGGGCCGAAUGAAGGGAAACAUUAUUGAAUUUGUGGCGCCACAAGCCUCAUUCUCCAUCAAUUCUUUUCCCGCUCUUAGCAAAUGUACUCAUCUUCGAUACUUGGACCUAUCCCUGAUCUCCGCUUCAAUAUCAACUCGUCUACUAUUUCAGACUCUUAAAACUCUGCAAGGUCUUGAAACUUUACUCUUCCCGCGAACUUCAAACAGUGACCAAGACAGAAAUGACGAAAUAUAUGAAUGGCCACCGAAGCUACAAGGCCUUCAUUUGGCCGGUGGAGUCGACGAUCACUUCCUUCGUACAUAUCUCCACAAUUUUCCGUCGACGCUGUCACGUUUCAGUAUCCAACACUGCAGCAUGGUAUACGCCCCUGCACUCCUAGGUACUCUGGAACGUUUGGGGCCUCAACUCCAGCACCUGACCAUUCGACAUCCGAUGAAUCGUAUAGGAGUAGGUGCAUUGGAUUACGUCCUUUUAAUGUGCCCCUCUCUAACUGCAUUUCGAAUAUCGGCCGAUUUUAUCACAGAUGCGUUAUUUGAGAAUAUAACCCUUAAGCAUCCCCUGCGAAUCUUGGAUUUGGAUUGUAGCGGCACAGCGGGGACAGAGGUGGAUAUUACUGCGGGAGCAGUCUAUGAUGCGGUAGAGGAGGGUAGAUUGCCAUCUCUGAGAAGUGUUAGGGUCAGCGCGAGAUUGGCUUGGAAUGCGACGCAGAGUGGAAGACAGGAUAUAACUGACUAUGGUACUAUUCUAGCCAGAAAUGUUCAAAACUACGACGAAUAA
Molecule: messenger RNA, 1212 nt
Organism: Sclerotinia sclerotiorum 1980 UF-70
Lineage: Eukaryota; Fungi; Ascomycota; Leotiomycetes; Helotiales; Sclerotiniaceae
Exons: 2
Coding region: 1-1212 (403 amino acids)
Molecular function (GO): protein binding
Source: RefSeq, a predicted model, not a curated record